This is a messenger RNA of Xyrauchen texanus (razorback sucker), 6752 nucleotides long. RefSeq names its product cytosolic phospholipase A2. Gene Ontology annotation, biological process: glycerophospholipid catabolic process. Gene Ontology annotation, cellular component: Golgi apparatus; endoplasmic reticulum; nucleus. The transcript has 18 exons. Gene Ontology annotation, molecular function: calcium-dependent phospholipid binding; calcium ion binding. Bases 327 to 2570 code for a protein of 747 amino acids. The record is from RefSeq and is a predicted model, not a curated record. NCBI's taxonomy places the organism in Eukaryota, Metazoa, Chordata, Actinopteri, Cypriniformes, Catostomidae.
ACAAUUCGAUUCGUUUGGAUAGUUCGUUUCAAUGAAACGAUUUUACAAAAGCCAUUUUCAUAAAUUCUUUGAGCUGAAAGUCAAAUAUAACCCGCCUCUCUUCACAAUUUUACUCUCAAACGUUCACGCUUACAGGUGAGUGAUUAACAAAACGUUGUGCGAUUCGGUUACUCGUCAUUCAAAUGAACCGGCUCAUAAUUCGCAUUCUUUUGGCCUUCCUGAAAUGACUUUUUUCGGAAGUGUCUAACACCACUGUACCACCAGCCAUGAUAUUUCCAGGACUGUCCUGAAAUAAGACUGCAUUCCUGGCAUAAACUGCUGUCAGAAUGUCCUCCAUAGACCCCUAUCAGUACAUCAUAGUAGAGCAUCAGUAUUCUCAUAGACUGAAAGUAACUGUGGCCAGAGCUGAAAAUGUGACUAAAGGAGCAUUUGGGGAUUUAUUGGACACCCCAGACCCUUAUGUGGAGUUGUCCAUUCCAACCACCCCAGAGUCAAGAAAACGGACCCGCCACAUAGAUAAUGACAUUAAUCCAAAGUGGAACGAAACAUUUGAGUUCAUAUUGGACCCCAAUCAACCCAACAUUUUAGAGAUGACACUGAUGGAUGCUAAUUAUGUCAUGGAUGAAACUCUCGGCACAGCUACAUAUUCCCUAUCAAAACUCAAAGUGGGGCAGACAGAGCAAGUGACAAUCCCUAUUGGCAAGACAACCAAAGUGUUUCUCGAUAUGUUCUUAGAAGUGUGUGCAUCCAGAGACUUGCGCUUCAGCAUUGCUUUGUGUGAUCAGGAGAAGCUUUUCAUGCAGAAACGCAGAGACAGAGUUAUGCUCAGCAUCAAGAAACUUCUCAAAAUGGAAAACCCGCAAUUCCUUCCAGCCUCACCAAGAGAGGUUCCAACCAUCGCCAUACUGGGCUCUGGAGGAGGGUUUCGUGCAAUGGUGGGCUUCUCUGGAGUGAUGAAGGCUCUAUAUGAGUCUGGAGUGCUCGACUGCGCAACAUACGUUGCAGGACUUUCUGGAUCAACAUGGUAUAUGUCUAUGCUGUACUCACAUCCUGAGUUUCCUGCCAAAGGACCAGGGUAUAUUAAUGAGGAGCUGAUGAACAGGGUCAGCAAUAACCCACUUAAACUGCUCCUGCCCCAAAACAUCAACCGCUAUGUCAAGGCACUGUGGAAUAAGAAGUCAGCCGGACAGCCAGUCACCUUCACUGACAUCUUUGGCAUGUUGAUAGGAGAGACUCUCAUUCCAGGGAGAAUGGACACAAAACUUAGCUCCAUGCAGGAGAAGAUUAAUGAAGGUCAGUGCCCUCUGCCACUCUUCACCUGUCUGCACGUCAAACCUAAUGUCUCUGAGCUCAUGUUUGCAGAUUGGGUAGAGUUCAGUCCGCAUGAAAUUGGCAUGGCCAAGUACGGCACCUUCAUGUCUCCAGGGCUCUUUGGGAGCAAGUUUUUCAUGGGCUGUGUUGUGAAGCAAUAUGAGGAAAACCCCUUACAUUUCCUCAUGGGUGUAUGGGGAAGUGCUUUCUCCAUACUCUUUAACCGGGUUCUGGGUGUGAAGGAUACAGCCAACAGUAGCACAAUGGAGGAAGAGUUGGAUCAAAUUAAACCAGAACACAUUGUGGGAGAUGACUCAACAGAUAAUGAGGAGGAAACUCCAAGAGGAGGCACAGAGUCUGCAGAGGUGGAAGAUGAACGGCAGCGUCACGCCCAGGCUAGCUGGGUUCAGCGCAUGUUGACCUCAAUAAUGGGUGACUCCACCCUGUUCACCACACGUGAGGGCCGUGCCGGCAAGGUGCACAACUUCAUGCUGGGGCUUAACCUGAACUCUACCCUGCCCUUCUCACCCUUCAGCGGCCUCAUGAACCAGACCUCAGUGGAUGAGGAGGUUGAUGCUGUUACAGAUCCUGAUGAGUUUGAUCGAAUCUAUGAGCCCCUUGAUGUGAAGAGUAAAAAAAUCCAUAUUGUGGACAGUGGCCUGACCUUUAACCUGCCCUACCCUUUGAUCCUGCGUCCUCAGAGAGGAGUGGACCUCAUCAUCUCAUUUGACUUCUCUGCCAGGCCCGGUGACUCCAGCCCACCAUUCAAAGAGAUACUUCUGGCUGAAAAAUGGGCUCGCAUGAAUAAGCUGCCAUUUCCUAAGAUUGAUUCCAAAGUAUUUGACCGAGAAGGUCUGAAAGAGUGUUAUGUGUUCAAACCUAACAAGGGAGACAAAAACUGCCCCACUGUCAUUCAUUUUGUCUUGGCCAAUAUCAACUUUCGGGACUUUAAAGCCCCAGGAGUUCCCAGACAGUCAGACAGUGAGAUAGAGUUUGGUGACUUUGACAUAUUUGAUGAUUCAGCUUCUCCCUACUCCACUUUCAACUUUCAAUACCCCAAUCAGGCCUUCAAGAGGCUUCAUGAUCUCAUGGAGUUCAACACGCUUAACAACAUUGAGGUUAUAAAAGAAGCUAUUAAAGACAGCAUUCUGCAGAGACGAGAGAACCCAUCACGCUGUUCGGUUUCCCUUUCACUCAGUGAGAUCGAAAACAAGAAGUUCCUGAAACGAAAUACCAGCAAUGCAAAAAGACACACCUAACAGAUAGCUAAGCAAAAAGCAAUACACAAAAGCCUCGACAUUGUGGUUUUGAGACUAUGUUGGUCCUUGGUGCUGAAUCAGAUUUGAAAUAGAAUCAGCAAGCUGAUUUAUCAGACAAGACUGGAUCGACCUUAUUGCUGGGGUUUACAAUGUUUUCAUUUCAAAUGUAUCAUUUACUGUGAUUUCCCACAAUGUUUCUCCAACAUUUGUAAUAUGUUUGGGCAAGUUCCCCACACCUUUAAUCUUAAAGGGCUCUUACUUUUUGAGACAGUCAUCUGACAAAUCUGGCAGUGCACUUCUCUAAGGAGCCCAAGUACUGGCAGCUUUGUUUUUUUGUGGGCAUUUUAGCAAGCAAAUAAUCUUCUGAGGUGUGAGAGUAAUUUACAGUCUCUGUGGCAGCCUGCGUCUCAGGACAUUCUGUUCAUAAAGUGUUUUUGUUUGUGUGAUAAGAAAGCAACGGAUGUUCUCCAUUCAGUUCUACUGUGACGCACCUAUGACCAGUAGAUGGUUUGUGUCUUUAGUCUCAUAUUUUAUUGAAAUGUUAAUACUUUUGUUGAGAACUUGAUUUGGCUGCUUCUAUUUAUUUUGCUUGCAAGUGCCCUCUCUCUUGCCCAUGGGUUGAGAAGAAGGUGGAAUGCCAUCUUACACCUCCCACACCAGACUCCACCUAUUUGGGAGAUGUCAAAAAUGAUAACAAGAUGGGACAUGAAUGAAUGACCUGAUGAUCCUUUUGAAAGAUGAGUCAGUUCCUGUUUAUUGAUAUAUUGCAUUUUGGCAGGUUCUAAAUAAUAUAAAUCUAACUUUACCUCUCCACAUAAUCACUCCUCUGGUUUACUGAAUGAUAAAGUUUAUAGUAACACUUAUGAAAGUGUUAUCACAAUAAUGUUCCAUUCAUUAAAUUAGUUAAUGCAUUAGGUGUCAUGAACUAACAACGAACAACACAUAUUUUUACAGCAUUUAUUAAUCUUUGUAAAUGUUAGUUAAUAAAAUAAAAUUGCUCAAUGUUAUUUCGUAGGGCAUUAACUAAUGUUAACAAAAAAAAAAAAAAAAAAGAACACUAACCAAGAUAAAUAAAUGCUGUAAAAGUAUUGUUCAUUGUUAGUUCAUUUAAACUAAUGUUGUUUACUAGUGUUAACAAAUGGAACCUUUUUGUAAAGUGUUACCAAGUUAAUCAUGGUUUACUUAAUGAUUAAAGCAGUUAACACUGCAUGAAAUAGUUUUACAGCAAAUGCCUAUUAUAGGCAUACCUGUCAACAUUUGGGUACCAAAAUCGGGUGUGAAAAACGGGAGUGUUGACGGGUUUGAUUAAAGGGCUGCCAACUCUCAUGCAUUGAGCGUGCGAGUCACGCAGUUGACACUGAUCUCACACCAUACGCCCCUUUUCUCACAGUGAUAACGCCGUGGUGCAAAGAGGACACUGACAACACACGGACAGACAUCUAUUUAUUUAUUUGUGUCAUGCUUAUUUUGCUGCUGCUGUUUUAAUAUUUUGAUAAUGACGAUCAUCAUUAAAUCAAUUCUAAUUGUGGCCUGAAGAUGUAAAUCAAAGCAGGUAAAGCCAUUAAUAAAACUGAACUGAGGUCAGUGGGAUUAAGGUGGAGGGUAUAUACUGGAAAGACGAGUAGUAAAAAAAAAAAAAAGUCUAAGCUAUAAUCGUCUUAUUCAGCUCCGUUCCUUUUCUGCGUUCCGCUCUUCCGAAUUUUGUCAUCUAACUUCCUGUUUUGUACUGAAGCUACUAAGAAGAGUCGAUCAAAGUGGAUUACGUGUGGAAGCACAGAAAGUAUUUUGCAUCAAGAGUUGUGAGUCUACAGCACCCCCUUACUACUUGAAAAUGCUAGCAAGGUGUUUUUUCUGUCACUCUAAAGUUGUGCCGAAUGUCCACCUGAAGCCUACCCCACUUCGCGUGCACGCGCACAGUACCGCCGUGUUUCCACUAGAUGAAAGUAAAAAAAAGUGGUAAUUUCGUCUUCAGGUGACACUUUAGUGUAAAAUGUACCAGUAGGCUACAUGCAGAUUUAAUGUUUAAUAAGCAGACAAAAAAUACCUAGAAUCACUGAUCUAUUUAUACAGUGCAUCUGGAAAGUAUUCACAGAGAUUCACGUUUUUCACAUUUUGAAUGUUACAGCCUUAUUCCAAAAUUGAUUAAAUUCAUUAUUUUCCUCAAAAUUCUACAAACAGUACCCCAUAAUGACAACGUGAAAGAAGUUUGUUUGAAAUAUUUGCACAUUUAUUCAAAAUAAAAAAUCACAUGUGGAUAAGUAUUGACAGCCUUUGCCAUGACUCUCAAAAUUGAGAUCAGGUGCAUCCUGUUUCCACUUAUCAUCUAUGAGAUGUUUCUACAACUUGAUUGGAGUCCACCUGUGGUAAAUUCAGUUGAUUGGACAUGAUUUGGAAAGGCACACACCUGUCUAUAUAAGGUCCCACAGUUAAUGGUGCAUGUCAGAGCACAAACAAGCCAUGAAGUCCAAGGAAUUGUCUGUAUUAGACCUCUGAGACCGGAUUGUAUCGAGGCACAGAUCUGGGGAAGGGUACAGACAAAUUUCUGCAGCAUUGAAGGUCCCAAUGAGCACAGUGGCCUCCAUCUUCCAUAAAUGGAAGAAGUUUGGAACCACCAGGACUCUUCCUAGAGCUGGCCACCCGGCCAAACUGAGUGAUCGGGAGAGAAGGGCCUUAGUCAGGGAGGUGACCAAGAACCCGAUGGUCACUCUGACAGAGCUCCAGCGUUUCUCUGUGGAGAGAGGAGAACCUUCCAGAAGAACAACCAUCUCUGCAGCACUCCACCAAUCAGGCCUGUAUGGUAAAGUGGCCAGACGGAGGCCACUCCUCAGUAAAAGGCCCACGACAGCCUGCCUGGAGUUUGACAAAAGGCACCUGAAAGACUCUCAGGCCAUGAGAAACAAAAUUCUCUGGUCUAAUGAAACAAAAGAUUGAACUUUUUGGCCUGAAUGGCAAGCGUUAUGUCUGGAGGAAACCAGGCACUGCUCAUCACCUGGCGAAUACCAUCCCUACAGUGAAGCAUGGUGGUGGCAUCAUCAUCUUCCAACAGGACAACGACCCUAAGCACAUAGCCAAGAUAAAAAAGGAGUGGAUAUGAAUGUGAAUGUCCUAGAGUGGCCCAGACUUGAACCCCAUUGAACAUGUCUGGAGAGAUCUGAAAAUGGCUGUGCACCGACACUCCCCAUCCAACCUGAUGGAGCUUGAGAGGUCCUGCAAAGAAGAAAGGGAGAAACUGCCCAAAAAUAGGUGUGCCAAGCUUGUAGCAUCAUACACAAAAAGAUUUGAGGCUGUAAUUGGUGCCAAAGCUGCUUCAACAAAGUAUUAAGCAAAGGGUGUGAAUACUUGCGUGUGGUUUUUUUUUUUUUCCGGAUGCACUGUGUGUAUAUAUGUGUGUGUGUGUGUGUGUGUGUGUGUGUGUGUGUGUGUGUGUGUGUGUGUGUAUAUAUAUAUAUAUAUAUAUAUAUAACAAAGUUCAGAGACAAGAUUUUCUGAGAGAAAAUCAGUAGAGCAGACAGCAAUGCACUCCUAGUAAGCUUGUUUGAUACAAGUCCAUUUGAUACAAUAUUAAAUCGAUUGCACAUUUUGUAUUUGAAUACUUUUAUACCUAGUACCUCUCCCAUCAUUCAUACAUCCUAAUAUCUUGUCCUCUAAAUUCCUCUAUGAUUAAUCCAUUUGCAUCCGUUCUCUUAUUCCCUCACAGUACACUAUGCGCAUUAAAGUCUCCACACCAUAUCACUUUACUCUGUAUUUGCACACCCACAGUAUUAAAUGCAUCAAGGCACAUUCUAUUACAUGGAUUAUAAUAAUCACUUAUUGUUAUUUUAUCCUUUUCUGAUUACUAUUGAUUCGUGGUCUUUUCCUACAUUUCGCACAAAUGUUGCCACACCACUACCUUUCCCGGUCAUCCUGUCAUUCCUAAUUGCUGUAUAACCCUGUAUUAUAAAAUCCCACUGAGGUCUUAGCCAUGUUUCCUGUAUGCAUGUUGUGUUAGGUUUAUUCUGUAAGUUUGAGACAAUUUUUUUUUUUAAUUCCUGCCCAUUGGCAAUGACAGUGCACAUUGCACUGUAGGAUAAUUAAUAGCAUAAUGUACCAUCACCCCAUGACUGUGAGCUGAGAUUUUGUUCCACUCAACAAAUGAGGCACCUCUUGAACCAGUUUAAUAAUCACUUUGUACUCAUCAUUUCG